AUGCUCUCCCGCGUCACCGUCCGCUCGCUCGCCCCCUCGCCCGCCGCCUCGACCCGCCGCUCGCUGUCGACCCUCAUCGCCAACCCGGCCCGCCGUCUCGCUCCCUCUGCCCUCCACCGCGCUCCUCUCGUCGCCCACACCACAAAGCCCGCGUUCGCUGCCACCAUGGGUGCCACCCGUCUCUCGUCUGGCGGCCACGGCGAGUCUACUGUCCGCCCGCCGCCUGACCAGGUCAUCCAGGACAUUGCCGACUAUGUCCACAACUACGAGAUCAAGUCGGACGUCGCCUACUCGACCGCGCGCCUGUGCCUCAUCGACACGAUCGGCUGCGGCCUCGAGGGCCUGCGCGUGAGCGACGAGUGCCGCGCCCUCAUGGAGCCCAUCGUGCCCGGUACCGUCGUCCCCAACGGCACAAAGGUCCCCGGCACCCCCUUCCAGAUGGACCCGGUUCGCGGCGCGUUCGCCAUCGGCACCCAGAUCCGCUGGCUCGACUUCAACGAGUGCUUCCUCGCCGCCGAGUGGGGCCACCCGUCCGACAACCUCGGCGCCAUCCUCGCCGUCGCCGACUACCUGUCGCGCACGGGCGAGCCGCUCAAGGUCCGCGACGUCCUCACGGCCAUGAUCAAGGCGCACGAGAUCCAGGGCUGCAUGGCGCUCGAGAACUCGUUCAACCGCGUCGGCCUCGACCACGUCAUCCUCGUCAAGCUCGCGUCGGCCGCCGUCGUGUCCCAGAUGCUCGGCCUCACGCGCGACCAGACGGUCGACGUCGUGUCGCAGGUCUUUGUCGACGGCCAGAGCCUGCGCACGUUCCGCCACGCGCCCAACACGGGCUCGCGCAAGAGUUGGAGCGCCGGCGACGCGUGCAUGCGCGCUGUCCACCUCGCGCUCCAGGUCAAGCGUGGCCAGAUGGGCAUCCCGACCGUCUUGACUGCCAAGACCUGGGGCUUCUACGACGUCCUGUUCAAGGGCAAGGAGUUCCAGUUCCAGCGCCCGUACGGCUCGUACAUCAUGGAGAACGUCCUCUUCAAGAUCUCGUUUCCGGCCGAGUUCCACGCCCAGACCGCCGCCGAGGCCGCGCACGUCCUCCACAAGCAGCUCAAGGACAUGGGCAAGUCGUCGGACGACAUCAAGCACGUCCAGAUCCGCACGCAGGAGGCGGCGAUCCGCAUCAUCGACAAGAGCGGCCCGCUCGACAACUUUGCCGACCGCGACCACACGCUCCAGUACAUGGUCGCCGUCCCGCUCAUCUUUGGCCGCCUCACGACCGAGGACUACUCGGACAAGGUCGCCGCCGACCCGAGGAUCGACGCCCUGCGCGAGAAGAUGCAGUGCGUCGAGGACAAGACGUUCACGGCCGACUACCACGACCCGGACAAGCGCUUCAUCUCGAAUGGGCUCACCGUCACGCUCAACGACGGCACCGUCCUCCCCGAGGUCCACAUCGACUACCCGGUCGGCCACAAGCGCCGUCGCGAGGAGGGCACCCCGCUCCUCAACGCCAAGUUCGAGCGCCACAUCCGCCCCCACUUUGAGUCGGCGCACGUCGACAAGAUCCUCAAGCUCGUCGGCGACCAGCAGACGUGCGAGAACAUGAGCGUGAGCGAGUUCACCGACCUCUUUGUCACCAAGUGAUCGGGAACGAGACGGCGGUAGACAAAGAAGACGCAGGGCUUCUUUUGCAAUGAGGAAAAGCCGAGCAGUGCCACAGGACCUUCUUUUUCCCCUCGCGUGCGACGACGAGAGAAGGGAGGCUACAGAGUACGACAGCGAGAUCUCGACAAAGACUGAGUGCGAGAGUGAUAGAGAGAGCCGCCAGGGCUGUGGGAACGAGUGCGAGGGGGGUGCGAGUGUCUGUUCGGCAAAGAGGGAGAGAGGGAGGGAAAGAAGGGCGAGAAGACGGGAGGGCUCAGGCGACGAUGACGACCUCGGACAGGAUGUGGUACGCCCCCUGCUUCAUCGUCAAGUGCAGGCGCCGCUCGACCGGGCCCGCCAGGUCGUCCUCGCCACCGGCCGCCC
Messenger RNA from Rhodotorula graminis WP1, 2016 nucleotides. RefSeq lists its product as uncharacterized. The coding region runs from base 1 to 1632 and encodes 543 amino acids. Lineage: Eukaryota; Fungi; Basidiomycota; Microbotryomycetes; Sporidiobolales; Sporidiobolaceae. The transcript is spliced from 9 exons. Gene Ontology annotation, molecular function: 2-methylcitrate dehydratase activity; 2 iron, 2 sulfur cluster binding. Gene Ontology annotation, cellular component: mitochondrion. The record is from RefSeq and is a predicted model, not a curated record.